AUGUUCCGCGGUGGCACGCGUGGCGGUGCAUCGUUCGCCGCGCUUCUGCUGCAACAGAAGCAACAGCAGCAGGCGCGAAAGCGGGAGUCGUGGGAAUAUACGCCGACGCCAGAGCACAAGAGUCUCGUGCUGCUGCUGUAUCGUAACAUCCUCAAGGGCCUGAUGAACUUCAAGAGCGUACGACGACGGAGCAUGAUUGCGUACUGCCGCUUCGCCUUCCGCCGCCGUGCGCAGGCAACGGAGAAGCUGCUCAUCGAUGAGUGCAUUGAGGAGGCGCGGCGCGCCAUCUACGUGCUGGAGAAGCAUCACAACUUCACUCGCACGCGCACGUACGAGUACGACAGCAUGGGCAUCCCGAAGGAUACUGGGCAGGACGUGCAAACAUACAUGGAGGAGGUGUACGACCCAGAGGUGAGCCGGCAGCAGUUCCAGCACUUCCAGGACGUGCAGCCGGGGCGCGAGUACCUGCACCAGCAGCGUGGACUCGGACCGACGAGCGGCAGGCACCACUGGCAGGAACAGACGAGCUCGGCCGGCUACAAAGUGGAGAUCCGUGAGGAGGACAAGGCGCUGCGCCCGCCGCCACCGCCAUCAAUGGAGUAG
Trypanosoma grayi is the source of this 603-nucleotide messenger RNA. RefSeq lists its product as hypothetical. The coding region runs from base 1 to 603 and encodes 200 amino acids. The transcript has a single exon. The record is from RefSeq and is a predicted model, not a curated record. Lineage: Eukaryota; Euglenozoa; Kinetoplastea; Trypanosomatida; Trypanosomatidae.